Messenger RNA from Arachis stenosperma, 2226 nucleotides. Its product is annotated as protein FAR1-RELATED SEQUENCE 5-like. Lineage: Eukaryota; Viridiplantae; Streptophyta; Magnoliopsida; Fabales; Fabaceae. The record is from RefSeq and is a predicted model, not a curated record. The coding region runs from base 1 to 2226 and encodes 741 amino acids. The transcript is spliced from 5 exons.
AUGUCAAAAAACGAGGAUGAUGUUAAGAAUGAUUCUAAUAAUAAUUUGGGUGAUGAUUUCGAUUAUCAACCGAAUGUAGAAGAUGAUGCUGAAGACAACGAUGUGGAUUCGCUGGAUUCUACUAGCAAGAGUGAAGAAGUCUGUGGUGUAAAAAGAAUAACAAAUUUAAUGGUGGAGGAUAUUUGGAACCUGGAGUUUAGGAUAGAGGAUGAGGCUUGCCAAUUUUAUAACGCUUAUUCUUGUUGGCAUGGAUUUGUAAUGAGGAAGGACGACGUGGUUAGGGAUAAUCAAAGUAGAAUCAUUAGCAGGCAACUUGUUUGCAAUAAGGAGGGCUGGAGGAAUAUGAGGGUAAAGCUUGACUACCGCUGCGGUAGAUGGAAGGUAUCAUGUUUUGUAGAAUCUCACAACCACGAUCUGACGCAACCCCAAUUUGCGUAUCUGGUUCCGGCCAAUCGUCGUCUCACUGUUACUGAUAAAGUCCAAGUAAAAAAUCUUCAUAAUUUUGGUGUCAAGACUUGCCAUAUUAUUGGGUAUAUUGCGUUCCAGAAGGGUGGAUAUCGUCAUGCUGGCUUCACAUGCAAAGAUUUGUACAACCACAUUGAUCGUUAUCGUCGGUCAAAAGUUAAAAACGGGGAAGCCAAUGCGGUAAUAAACUAUUUGAUUAGCAAGUCAAACAACGAUCCGCUGUUCUUUGGGAAGUAUACGUUCACUAGUGACAAAAGGCUCGAGCAUAUUUUUUGGGCAGAUGGGCAGUCAAUUGUCGACUAUCACUGCUUUGGAGAUAUUGUUGCAUUUGAUUCAACGUACAAGAAGAAUAAAUACAACAAGCCUUUGGUCAUUUUCUCCGGAUGCAAUCAUCAUGGGCAGACUGUUAUCUUCGGCUCCUGCCUACUAUCCAACGAAACCACAGAGAUGUAUAAGUGGUUGCUGAAAAUGUUUGUUGAAGCGAUGGGUGGAAAAAGUCCUAAAGCAGUAAUAACUGACAGAGAUCUUGCCAUGCGAGAUGCAAUCAAGAAUAUUUUUCCUGAUGCGACCCAUCGGUUAUGCGGAUGGCAUCUUCAGAGAAAUGCAUGUGAAAAUAUAAAGAAUCCUAAUUUCCUACGCGAUUUUAAGGGUCUUAUAUACGACAACAACGACCACAGAGACUUUGAUCAGAGAUGGGCAGCCAUUUUGGAUAAGCACAACCUUGUUGGGAGUACUUGGAUGGAAAAGACAUACGAAAUUCGUGCAAUGUGGUCCCAUUGUUUCCUCCGAGAUAAGUUUUUUGGUUACAUAAGGACGACCUCACAGUGUGAAGGUAUAAAUUCUCUCAUCAGAUUUUAUGUUAAUCGCAAGAACACCCUCAUUAACUUCAUGCAUAACCUGGAUAGGGCCUUAAAGAAGUAUAGAAACAAUGAAUUAAUAGCUUACUUUAAGUCUCAGUGCUCAGAGCCAGUAAUGAUUACCUCGUUGGAGGUAUAUGAAAGAUCUGCAUCAUGUUAUUUCACUCGAAACAUUUUUAAGGAAAUUCGUAAUGAGAUUCAGAGGGCAUGGGCUUUGAAUAUCAAGGUACUAAGCACAACCUUGGACAAGGUAGAGUUCAGUGUGACUGCUCUCGGAGACCCGGCCAAAGAUCGACAGGUGGAAGUCGAUAGAAGUAAGAACCUGUUCUCGUACUCGUGCAAGCUGUUUGAAUCACGUGGCAUCAACGAUCCCUUUGUUGUCAAAAGCAAAGGAGCCCCUUCCAAGAGGUCUUAUUGGAGGAAGAAGAGAGCAUGCUCUAAUUGCCACAAGUACGGUUAUUACUACAAGCGCUGUCCAGAUUUGAUGCAGCAUAAUGUGCAAGGUAACCCUUGCGAUCGAUUAGACACCAAUGCAUCAGCGAAGGACUCAGGUUUUAGUCCAGAAAGGUUUGCUAAUUCUUCAAGGUCGUUCUCAGUUAAGUCCGAACACCAUUCAGGAGCUAAGACCAAGCCUUUUAAAAAGGGUGGAUUAAGAAAAUUUACGGCGACGGGUAUGAGGAACCGGAAGGGUAACGACAACAUGUUUGAUGAGGUGAAGGAGUCACAACAGGACAAGGGACAUUCAUUCACAAACUAUGAAUGCUUUAAUGAUGUCAUGGAUGAAAAAUGUGACACACCACAUGUGCAGAACGAUGUCCGAGAUCCGUUACCAUCUUCAUUGCCUUGUGGAAACAAACAAGAAUCGUACAUGGCAUUGUUCGCGUCGAUGCAUAGGGCAUUUUGA